Akanthomyces muscarius is the source of this 1458-nucleotide messenger RNA. RefSeq lists its product as uncharacterized. The coding region runs from base 1 to 1458 and encodes 485 amino acids. NCBI's taxonomy places the organism in Eukaryota, Fungi, Ascomycota, Sordariomycetes, Hypocreales, Cordycipitaceae. The record is from RefSeq and is a predicted model, not a curated record. The transcript has 5 exons.
AUGCGGCGGUUGACUUCUCUCGACACAGCUGCACAGUCCGCCAACUACGCGAAACCGAAGCCUCAAACCCCGGAAAAGUCGACAAACGCGGUCGAAGAAAACGAGGGCCGCAGUUGCAAGAUUGAAGAGUCACCUCCUAUUAUAGACAACCAAACUCGCUUCACUACAAAAGAUGCGAGACCAUUGUACACGGACAAUCACACGAAUAUCGAACCUAUAGAUCCGGAGGUUCCUAUACCAAGUAUCGAAUCACCGACAUCCCAGAGCAGUUUUUCGAUCGCAUCUAUCAGUGACAAAGAUGAUCUCUCUGAUGUUGCAGCUUUACGACGACCUCCUCCGUACACUUCCAGGCGUUGGCCUCCAGGCCGCGCGUUGCCAGCUCUAGACAGCAUUCUACAAUGGGAUUGCAUCGCAUUUUGCAUUAUCGACGGAGUCAGAUUCAAAAGCGAUCUACUUACAGGGUCCAACAAAUACUGUUCGCCAGCUCUAGUCGAUGCUUUACUUGCGCUCUCCGUUGCUGUUUUCCGACAUGAUAUCUCGGAGGAUAUCUCCGGUUCCGAAGCGGAAACGCCAGCAUGGGAGAUCUUCAGCGUCAGCCUCGCCGAUGAAGUCAUACAGGCUCUGCAACGCGGUGCAUGGCUUCCAAAAGCUAUUCCUGAUAUACAAGCCCUCGGAGUAUUGGCGUUGCACUGCGCUUGUAACGGCUGGAGAGACAAGAGCCGCGAUUUCGCAAUGGAAUUUGCGGAGGCUAUCCGGACAUACUGCCUGCAGAACACUGGUUCGGAUGGGACCGUUGAGACUAUGCGCCGCAUCACCGCCAGCACAUACUGCGGCGCGAUAUCACUGAAUCGGAUGAUGGUUCAAAUUCAAGAAUAUGACGCGACUCUACCGCGCAGGUCAGGGGACCCGCGUGCCAAUCUUGCGGCAAUCGAAAAUGAAAACAUGCGCGGCCGCCGAAGCUGGACAGAGAAUCGGCUGCGGGCAACAUUGAUAAGCGAGCCAUUUGUUAACAGUCCUGAUUUGCACGGCCGAGACAUCUAUGGGAUUGCAGCACAGCUAUAUCAGCUGGUAGAGCUGGUUUUCAAAACGUGCUGCGAGCUAGAGAAUAACCGGACCUUUGCCAACGCUACUGCCACAUACACCAAAUGUCUUGAAUGGUAUCGAAACUUUUUUCGAUGUUCGAAAGCUUAUACGAGCCGUGAACCUCUCAUCCUAUUCGUACACACAUAUUAUCACUUUUGCAUUCUCAGCUUGUUUACACCGUACGUAACAAACGAGGCUCUGGUAUUCGAUGGGAGCUCACCGGGUAAGAUCUGCGAAGAGGCAGCCAAUAUCAUCUUGAAAUUGAUGAAGCACCAUGAGUGCUUGGCGGGCGAUACGGAACCCGUCGGCUUCAUGAGCUCGUUCAAUAAUGCCUCGCUUGAGUUUCUGCACCUUUACAACAGCAGCAUGAGGUAG